CUGAUAUUUUUCUGAACCAAAUGACAAGGAGGUAAAAGUCCAUGCACGGACGCGGAAAGCUCAUCAUGUCCUUUCGUUGACUAAAGGCUCUCGAGUCUUGACUGAAGAGAAGCUCCAUCUUCCAUUUUAGAUAAGGUCUCCUCAGUACCCACAACACAUAUCACUCAGAGAAGCGCCACCCAUCCAAUGGCUAUUGCUUCUUUCAGACACAUUUCCAUUCUCUGUCUCUUCCUCAUUCUCGUUUCCAGAUGCACCAGCCAAUCAGAUUACCCAGAAGAUUACUGCUUCACUUCCUAUGGAACCUACGCCCCAAACAGCACCUACCAGUUCAACCUCAAUAUCCUCCUAUCAAAACUAACUUCAAACCCUAACGUCAACUAUGGCUUCUACAAUCUCUCUUACGGCCAAUCCCCUGACACAGUCUACGGAAUUGGACUCUGCCGAGGAGAUGUUACUCCCAGCACUUGCCGUGCAUGCCUCAGAAAUUCCACAACCAUCACACAAUCGUGUGAUAAAUACACCACCGCAAUUGCAAUCCAUGAUGAAUGCCUAUUGUUCUACUCAGAUUACGUGAUAUUCGGUGUCGUCCCCACUCUUGAUUUCACUAUCUACAAUAGGAGCGUAACGGAUAAUAUAACAGAUUGGGAGCAGUACAAGCAAGUUCUGAAUGGCUUACUUGGGAGUCUGACACGGCAAGCAGCGUCCGGUGACUCUCGCUGGAAAUUCGCAGCCGGGAAUACUGAUGCAGGAUCGAGCAGGAGAAAGAUAUACGGUGUUGCUCAGUGCAUGCCUGAUUUGAAUGAACCGGAGUGUCGAAAUUGCUUGGAUGGGGCGAUCUCAAGAAUCCCAGAAUGUUGUAAGGGUAGCACAGGAGGUCGAGUUGUUAAACCGAGCUGCAGCAUCAGAUUUGAGAGCCACAGGUUCUAUGAAAUCGCGGCUGAUGUACCAAUUUCGGUAUCAGUAUCGGCACCGGCACCGGCGCCGGCGCCGCUGCUUUCUGCUCCUUCCGUCAAUAUAACGACGUCACAGGGAAAACACAAUAAAUCACGACUUUUCAUUGAGAUAACUGCGCCUGUAGUUGGCUUUGUGGUACUGCUUAGCCUUAUUGGGAUUUAUGUUGCACGAGGAUGGAAGCUGAGAACAGCUUUUCACAGUAAGUGCACAUAUCGAUCUAAUGAUGAACUUGAAGCUGACGCUGAAAUUGAGCCUGUUGCAUCAAUGCAGUUCAGCUUUGACACCAUCAAAGUCGCUACAAAUUCCUUCUCUGAUGCAAAUAAGCUUGGUCAAGGUGGAUUUGGACCUGUUUAUAAGGGUAGGCUCUCCAGUGGACAAAAUAUUGCCGCCAAAAGGUUGUCUGGGGUUUCUGGGCAGGGAGAUACUGAAUUUAAGAAUGAAGUGCUAUUAAUGGCUAAGCUUCAACACCGAAAUUUAGUUCGCCUGCUUGGUUUUUGCUUGGAAGAAAAAGAGCGACUACUUAUCUAUGAACUUCUUCCUAAUAGAAGCCUUGAUCACUUCGUUUUCGAUCCUUUUAAGUGUGUGUGUUUGGAUUGGGAAGCACGUUUCAAAAUUAUAGAAGGCAUUACCUGUGAACUUAAUUAUCUUCAUGAAAAAUCUCAACAACGGAUUAUUUAUCGAAAUCUUAAAACAAAUAAUAUUCUAUUAGAUAUAAACAUGAAUCCUAAAAUAUUAGAUUUUGGAAUGGUAAAAUUAUUUGCCAUUGAUGAGUCUCAAGCCAAGACAAAUCGAAUUGUGGGAACCUUAGGGUAUAUGGCACCAAAAUAUGCAAAGCAUGGACGAUUCUCUGUAAAAUCUGAUGUAUUUAGUUUUGGUGUACUAAUUCUAGAGAUUGUAAGAGGACAAAAGAAUGGUGGCAUCCAUGAUGAGGAGAAUAUUGAUCACCUUCCAAGCUUUGCAUGGAAAAGCUGGAGGAAAGGGACAUCAUCUAAUAUUGUAGAUUCCACGUUAUCUGACGGUUCAAGAAGCGAAAUAAUGAGAUGCAUUCACAUUGGCUUACUCUGUGUUCAAGAAAGGGCUGCUAAUAGACCAACCAUGGCUUCGGUUUUGCUUAUGCUUGACAGCGACUCUUUCUCUCUUCCAGAACCCUUACAACCUGCAUUUUUUAUGAAUAACAAAAGUUUAUCACACAUCAAAUCUGAGGAGUACAAUUCUGUGUCAGCAAGCUCAAGUGAACAAAAUAGUAAAACUGCUGAAAUAUUAUCAGUUGAUGAGGCCUCAAUAACUAAGCUAUAUCCUCGCUAAAGGUUUAGGCUGUCAAAGGCUUGAAGCACUCUUAAUCCCACAAUACCACCAUAGGUGGUGGUGUACAAGUUUGAAUGCAACUUUGUGAACUUCCAGAAUCUUUGUGCCACUUGUAUGUUUGCCAACAACAGCGUUUGUGGGUUGACACUUGGUUGAUUGAACUUGCAAUGAAAAAUAUUGUCAACUCUAACAGUCACAAUCCUCUGACAAAUCCCUAUCUUCCUAACUCUUUUUGUUACCCCUUAUCACUAUUCAAGUAAUCAAGCAUGCCCCAAAAGAAAAAUAAAAAAUAAAAAAUAAACAGCAU
This is a messenger RNA of Prosopis cineraria, 2566 nucleotides long. Its product is annotated as cysteine-rich receptor-like protein kinase 29. Gene Ontology annotation, biological process: protein phosphorylation. The record is from RefSeq and is a predicted model, not a curated record. The transcript is spliced from 8 exons. NCBI's taxonomy places the organism in Eukaryota, Viridiplantae, Streptophyta, Magnoliopsida, Fabales, Fabaceae. The coding region runs from base 187 to 2259 and encodes 690 amino acids. Gene Ontology annotation, molecular function: protein kinase activity; ATP binding.